Molecule: messenger RNA, 1636 nt
Organism: Planococcus citri (citrus mealybug)
Lineage: Eukaryota; Metazoa; Arthropoda; Insecta; Hemiptera; Pseudococcidae
Product: mitochondrial enolase superfamily member 1-like
Exons: 11
Coding region: 280-1581 (433 amino acids)
Biological process (GO): carbohydrate catabolic process; amino acid catabolic process
Molecular function (GO): magnesium ion binding; L-fuconate dehydratase activity
Source: RefSeq, a predicted model, not a curated record
AAGAUUGUGGCAAUACACAAAUUAUUUGUGAUAAGCUCGCCGUCAACGUUCCAUUGCUCUUGAGAUAGUAGGUUUCUCGUAAUACAUGUACAAAACAAACUAUGGUUUUACAUGAGCAGAGAAAAGUUUCGAUCUAAUGCAAACACUAUAUUACUUGAUGGCCUAGCUGUAUCCUCAAAAAAACAGGUGAUUAUAAAGCUAUUAAUGCUGUGAUAAUUUGGAUUCAUUCGUUGGCUAUUCUCUCUAUAAUCAUUAAUCAAAUUGAAACAAAUUCUCAUCAUGAAAAUCACGUCGAUCGAUAUAAAAGAUGUCCGGUUUCCUACAUCAAAGAAGGGUCAUGGAACAGACGCCAUGCAUACAGAUCCGGAUUACUCUUGUGCUUACGUCAUCAUAAAUACAGAUACCGAUUACAAAGGGUAUGGGAUGACAUUCACUUUGGGUCGUGGAACUGAAAUAGUUGUAGCUGCGAUCCGAGCUCUUUCUCAUAUCAUCUUGUUCCAAGAUCAUGAUACAAUAUUCAAGAAUUUCGCUUCAUAUUGGAGAAAAUUGACCAGUGAAACUCAACUCAGAUGGCUGGGUCCCGAAAAAGGAGUAAUUCACUUGGCUACCGCAGCUAUUGUAAACGCUCUAUGGGAUUUAUGGGCUCGAAUCGAAGAAAAACCUGUUUGGAAACUACUAGUUGACAUGGAACCCGAGCAGCUCGUUUCAGUCAUCGAUUUUCGAUACAUUUCAGAGGUUAUAACAAAAGAAGAGGCAAUUGAAAUAUUGCAACGCAACGUAGAGGGAAAAUCUGAUCGUGAAACUUUUCUUCGAAACAAUGGUUAUCCUGCUUACACGACUCAAGUGGGUUGGCUAGGUUAUUCAGAUGAUAAAGUGAAAAGUUUAUGCGAAAAGUAUCUUUCUGAUGGCUUUACUGGUUUCAAAAUAAAAGUGGGUGAAAAUGUAGAAGACGAUAAACGUCGAUGUGGAAUCGUCCGAGAUGCUAUUGGAAGUGAAAAUUAUUUGAUGAUCGACGCUAAUCAAAGGUGGGAUGUUCUUGAAGCUAUUGCGUACGUUAAAGAGCUAGCUCCGUAUAAACCACUAUGGAUUGAAGAACCUACAUCGCCGGACGAUAUCCUAGGACAUGCAACGAUAUCCAAAGCUUUAAAACCAUUUGGAAUAGGAGUAGCUAGCGGAGAAAUGGUCUCAAACAGAGUAAUUUUCAAACAACUUCUUCAAUCUAGAGGAAUACAAUACUGUCAAAUCGAUUCCUGUCGCCUUGGUUCCAUAAACGAAAAUUUAGCUGUAUACCUCAUGGCAAAAAAAUUGAAUGUACCGGUUUGUCCCCACGCCGGAGGUGUCGGCCUUUGUGAAAUGGUCCAACAUUUACAAUUCUUCGACUACAUCUGUUUAUCGGCGACCAUUCAACCCGGGCAAUUCAUCGAAUACGUUGACGACGAACACGAUCAUUUCACAACCGAGAUAACAAUAUCAAAUGGAAACUACAUGCCUCCGGAAGAGCCAGGUUACAGCGUUCGUUUCAAAGAAGAAAUAUUUCAAGAAUACGAAUACCCCCGAGGAACCAAAUGGUCAACAAGAUAAUCAUAGAAUUCAUUCUGUGUAAAAAAUAAUUUAAUUAAAACCGUCACGCGAUAAA